Molecule: messenger RNA, 175 nt
Organism: Racocetra persica
Lineage: Eukaryota; Fungi; Glomeromycota; Glomeromycetes; Diversisporales; Gigasporaceae
Source: the annotation of a GenBank genome assembly
UAAUCGAUCGUUUAUUUGUGCAAUAUGAUUUAGACCUAUACUUUAAUGACUUAUAUCCUGAUUGGUUAGUAGAAAAGCGCAAAAAUAAUUAUUUUAACUCUUCUCAAAUAUUUCUAAAAAUGGAUUUCAUUUAUAAGCUUAUAAGAAUAGUUCAUUUCCGAACUGUUAUAGUCAG